CAGAACCCUCAACAUAUACACGUAAUACCAUGGCAACUCUCAAGAGACCGCUUGCAAACCUUGACAGUCCGACGCCGAAUAAGUUGCGAGGUUUCUCCAAAAGCAUGUCUCUCGAGAGUUUUGAGGACCUCCAUGGACCCUUGCCACAUUCGUUUCCGCUAACGCUAGGUCAGCUCAACCAAGGGCCGCACGCGGCCCCGGGCGUUCCAGAGCUCCCCAUCGCCGUAGGAGAAGCUUUUUUGCGCAUGCUUAGCGCGCCCGUGACUCAGUUCCAACACGUCAUGAAUCCAGAAAACCGCGCGAAAUCCCGCUACUACAUGUUCUUGGCUCAGCUGCUGGCCGAGAUUCGCCACGGGACUUUACUUUUGUGCGCGGCCGAUUUUGAGGAGCUAGAGGAGCUGGAGGAGCAGCCCGAGGACACCUUGGCCGACGCUGGGCAAUUGGAUCCUGGCUUUGAGGAGGAGGUGGAAGGCGACGUCGAAGAAGAAGGCCCGAUGGAGCUCGUGAUGCUGCGUGCGCCGGAGGGAGGAAGCGGCGUACGCGCACGCAACAGGGCGCUGUCGCAUGGUUUACAGGCCGGGAUGCAGGCCGGCUGCGAGGCUGCUCUGCUGGUCGAGGUCAAGGCUUUAGUGGGUUCACACCACAUGUGGCAGGCGCUGUCCGCGGGCAUUGCGCUGGCGCGCAGGAACACAGCCUGCGGCAGCAGCGGCGGCGGCAACGGUGGCGACGGCAGCGGCGGGGGCGGCAGCAGCAGCGGCGGCGGCGGCAGCCGCAGCGGCGGUGGCAGCUACCCGGGAAGUCCUGUACAUGUGGUUCUCACGGACGCCAGAGACUGGCAUUUCAUGGGCAUCCAGGCGACAGCAGCAGCAGCUACGAAGCAGCCCGCUGGUGGUGCCGGUGGUGUCGCCGCCGCAGCAGCAGCAGGCAGCAGCGCCUCUGGCGCUUCCGGUGGGCUUGACUACACCCUAAAGUCGGGGGAGUCAUUCCGCUUGUUCAACUGCUCCUCCGUGUACGCGCCCGUGCUGGUCCGGGGGACGGAGGCUGCCCGUAUGGUCGAGGUGAUGUACCGCCUGUACACGGCCCUGUACCCGGAUGAGGACCUCGGCCGCCUGCCGGACUUGCUGGAUCGCGGCGACAUUCAGGCAAAGGAGGCUGCACGGGAGUGGCUUGUGCAGCGCACCGAGAAGCUUGAGCGUGCGCGGCCGCCGGCUGACUAUGCAGGCCUGGUGGCUCGAGUGGCCCAGCUGGAGGCGGAGGUGCAGGCUCUGCGGGAGCGCGGUGGCCCUGGCGCUGCUGGGGCCGGUGCUGCUGGUGGUGGCAGCACUUAAGCUGGGUUGCUGCUUUCCAGUUCAAGUUGGUUGGCUAUGGCUACGGGAGAGUGCGUUGGUCCUUACUUCGCCACAGCAAUGUUGACGGUACUACGGCAUGACCACCAUGUGAAGGCCUCCUGGCAGUGGGGUUAUGCCCGGUCUAUUGGCGUGGGUGCUUAUUCGUGCACCCAUGCCUCCGUGUAUUCCCUCUAUCUCAUGCCCGAUUGCUCCACAAGGUGGGAUGUCCCCCGAGCGCCAGACGAUAGCAUGCCGGCCCUGCUCAACUACACGGGCGGCCGAGGCCAGCCAGUUGAGUGCUGGCCAAGGAUGUAGCACACUAGGUGGAGUCAGGAGGAAGGAAGGGCCAAUGCAAGAGAGCGCCUAGCUGGGACCAGCUAGGACCCGUCAGUGCGGGUGGUCAGCGGUGCCGGCGUGAGUUGGUGAGGUCCAAGUGACGAGAAAGUAUGACAG
This is a messenger RNA of Chlamydomonas reinhardtii, 1781 nucleotides long. RefSeq lists its product as uncharacterized. NCBI's taxonomy places the organism in Eukaryota, Viridiplantae, Chlorophyta, Chlorophyceae, Chlamydomonadales, Chlamydomonadaceae. Bases 282 to 1328 code for a protein of 348 amino acids. The record is from RefSeq and is a predicted model, not a curated record. The transcript has 5 exons.